Messenger RNA from Corylus avellana, 2245 nucleotides. Its product is annotated as RNA-binding CRS1 / YhbY (CRM) domain protein. The record is from RefSeq and is a predicted model, not a curated record. Lineage: Eukaryota; Viridiplantae; Streptophyta; Magnoliopsida; Fagales; Betulaceae. Gene Ontology annotation, molecular function: RNA binding.
CAAAGAAAAACCCUUUUCCUAACCCCGAACCUAAAACCCUGAAACCCCCCACUUGGGUUCGAAGAGGAACCCAUGGAAUGAAAGGGCAAGCCAGGGAGCAAAGACACAGGGGAAAACAUAGAUUUUUUUUAAUUGACACCAAUGUUUGCUGCGAGGACCCUUCGGAGGCAUUGCUUGAGGAACGUCUCCUCUCUUCUCCAAUCCAAUCCCUCCAAGAAUCUUGCCUCUUUAAAAGAUGUUUUGCCAUAUCUCAUCUCAAGCAAUGUAAUUCAGCCUAGUAUUUCAAGCGAAGAUAGUUUAUUAUGUUCUUUGCAUGCACCGUUGGAUCCAUUCAAGGUAUGGUCGCGUUCUAUGUCAACAUCGAAAGGGAGGACUAUGCGAAGCAAGGUGGAGAGGCGGAUGCAAAGAGAAUCCGGUAAAACCCUAAGGGAGAAGCGGAGAGCCCAAAAGUUAAAGAAGAAGCUGAUGACUGAGGAGGAGAGACUGAUUUACAACCUCAAAAGAGCCAAGAAAAAAGUGGCAUUGCUCCUACAAAAGCUCAAGAAAUAUGAGCUACCAGAGUUGCCAUCCCCUCGUCAUGACCCUGAGCUAUUGACCCCUGAACAGCUUCAGGCAUAUAAGAAAGUUGGUUUCAAAAAUAAAAAUUAUGUUCCUGUUGGUGUCCGUGGAGUUUUUGGUGGAGUUGUCCAAAAUAUGCAUCUUCACUGGAAGUUUCAUCAAACUGUGCAAGUUUGCUGUGACAACUUCCCCAAAGAAAAAAUCAAAGAAAUGGCGACGAUGCUUGCAAGACUGAGUGGUGGUAUUGUGAUAAACGUUCAUAAUGUGAAAACAAUCAUCAUGUUUCGUGGCAGAAACUAUCGACAGCCCAAAAAUUUGAUACCUAUCAACACCCUUACGAAGAGAAAGGCAUUAUUCAAGGCAAGAUUCGAACAAGCUCUUGAAUCUCAGAAGCUAAACAUAAAGAAGAUAGAACAGGAGCUCCGGCGAAAGGGGGUAAAUCCUGAGGAUCCAGUUGCCAUGGCCAGCAUUCAGAAAGUAGCUUCUACGUUCUUUAAUGCAAUUGACAGGAAGGAAGGAAGUCCCUAUAUCUUCCGGGAGGACAAACAGCAAGAAACAGAACCUCCUAGAAAGUGGGAAGAGUCUGAACCCCCUGUCGAUAGUGACCAAGAGGAGUUAGACAGAUUCAUAGCCGAGAUAGAGGAUGCAGCAGAUAAAGAAUGGGAUGCUGAAGAGGCAGCAGAGAAAGAAGAGCUUGGAAAGAUGAGGUAUUGGAACAGAGAAGAAUUUGGUGGAAGGUUCAGAAGAUCUGAAACACAUAGAGAUGACAACUCUUAUGAUGAUGGUGGGGUCAAAGGGACAAGGGGGUGGAAGGAUACACGUGGCAAGCAGAGGGCUAAUGAUAGUGAUGGUGAAGACAAUGAUAUUCCUGAUGGCGAUGAUGAAUGGGAAUCUAAUGACGUGAGAGAUGCUAGUGAUCUUGAGAGUGAUGCUGAUAAUUCUGAUGAAGUUCAUGACAAGUUAAGGGUGUCUAGAACAAACAGGUGGAAGGAGGAUAAGAUUGGCGGGGCAAAAAGAAAUGGCAGUUUCAAGAGAAAUCCUGAAGCUAAUUUUAGAAGAAAGGCAACUGAAGAAGAUUCUGAUUCUGAGUCAGAAAACAUGUUGAGUGAUCUUGAAAAUGCAAUGUGGCAAUCGGACACCGAGGAAGAACAAGACUCAGAAGCAUUAAAAGCAGUGAGUAAUAAUUACCAGAGCAGCAGUGAUGGGGAAGAGGAUUUGUAUCACAUUAAGGGAGAUGAGAAGAAUAGGGUGAAGGAACAUGAGAAUUCUGAAGAAACUCAUGGUAGAUACAAGGAAUCCAGACUUGCACAGCAGAAGCAUAGUAGGAUUGGCAGAGCCAAUAAUGAAGCCAACUUUAGGGGGAAGAUGGCUGAGGAAGAAUCUGGAUCAGACGACGUGCUUAGCGAUUUGGAAAACGUGAAGUGGGAGUCAGAUGCUGAGGAUGACUCAAGAGCAUCGUUGGCUGGGAGAUACAGCAGUGGUGAUGAAGAGAAUUAUCACCAAAUGAAGGAUGGAAAUAAUGGGGUGAAUAGUAAAAAGAAAAAGACACAUAAAGAGAUGGAUGAGGCUUGGGAUAGUGAUUAGAUCUUUCAUUGCUGAGCAUUGUCCCUUAGAAAUUGUAUUGAACAGGGUGACUUCAAUUUUCUUUUAAUGAUCUUUAAAUUUCUGAGAUUGAUUGAAACAUGCA